GACAACGCUGUUUUGUAUGUGAUGUGUUGAUGUAGCCGAAUAAGAGAGGAAGUUAUAAAUGUUGCGCGUGUUGACGAAGCUGGAGGGAAAAGCUCCAGGUUAUUCCCAUUGUGCUACACUUGUAGUGUAUUUGACAUGUUGGUUCAGAAGCAGUAUAGUUUCACGAAAUAAGGCAUUGUUUGACAGCAAACGAUGCAGUCGCGUACUCAGGUCUGAUUAUUGGGACGUGCGAUUAGCGUAUAUGGGAUCACUGAGUCUUAUACGGUGUAUUGAAGUUGGUGCUAAAAUAAAACUACUAUGAGUGCAUACAGGUCAGAACAGACGUGAUGAACAAUUUACUGCUUUCCGGAGCUGUUUAAUUUCUUUAAUGUAGCUAGUAAUGGAGACGGAGUCUGUGAAGUCGGCUGUGAGCGAACAGAGUACCAGAUCCAGGAGAUCGCGAAGUCAUACUCACAGGAACAACCACAGACUACAUAAUAAUCAUAGCUUAAGGAGCAGCCGAAGUAACAGGAAAGCAGAGGAUUCUAUGGCACCCUUCCAGACGUCUGUCACUCUUAGAGAUGAAAAUCGGGGUGGUCAGGAGGUGAUUGAAGUCCAGAUUCUUCCGCAGGAUGACAACUGGGGCGAAAACACUACUGCCUUGACAGGCAACACUUCUGAGCAGUCAGAUGCAGAGGAAAUGGCUGUGAGCCAGUGGAAUGGAGAACCUGACACAGGCUUUAGUUUCAUGUGUCAUCGGUAUCUGGGAUCUGCCCUUACUGGAUUUGUGUGUGUUGCAGCUUUCCUCAGUCCCCCUGCAAUGGUGGUAUUACCACGACUGCCAGGGCUGUUACCGAUGCCACUUCUGCCUAGUCACCAGCAGUCAACACUGGCAUGUGGCACUGAAUGCAAGGGUUUGCUUCUAGCUCUUGCUUUCAAGUUAGUGAUACUGGCUGUCGGUGCAUGGGCACUCUUCCUCAGGCGACCACCCAGAGCUACUAUGCCUAGAAUAUUCCUGCUGCGGGCAGCAGUCAAUGGACUAGUGUUAAUUUGCACGUUUGCUUACUGGCUGUUUUAUGUUGUGCAGGUCACAGAGGGUGGACUGACAGGUGGAGAGGCAGUAGAAUACAGAGGUCUUGUAUCUUAUGCUGGAAGUUUGACGGACACACUGUUGUUCAUUCACUAUUUGGCUGUCGUAUUAGUAGAACUUCGACACUUGCAGCCUAUGUAUUACAUUAAGAUUGUACGAAGCCCUGAUGGUGAGAGCCGUUCCUAUGCUAUUGGACAGCUAAGCAUUCAGCGUGCAGCUGUUUGGGUGUUAGAACAUUACUACACUGAUUUUCCUAUAUAUAAUCCAUAUCUGGAACGGUUACCAGUUUCAAAGUCGCACAAAAGUGGCUCAAGUUUUAAAUUCUAUGAUGUAGAUGGAAUCAACAACACUUCAGUGCAGAGUCAAUCUCGGGCAGUGCUGGCAGCACAUGCUAGGAGAAGAGACUCUAGCCACAAUGAACGUUUCUAUGAGGAACAUGACUAUGAGCGGAGGGUGAAAAAACGAAGAGCACGGCUGAUAACAGCAGCCGAAGAAGCAUUUACACACAUCAAGAGGCUGCACAAUGAUCAGGGAGAUGCGUUAAAUAGGCAUGUUCUGGCAAAUACAGUUCCAGCAAUUCCAAUGGAUCCACAUGAAGCAGCCCAGGCUGUUUUUCCAUCAAUGGCACGGGCAUUACAGAAAUACUUGCGCAUCACCCGGCAACAACCACGGCAUUCAGUUGAAUCUAUUUUAGCUCACUUAGCAAAGUGUUUAAGUCAUGAUUUCACACCCAGGGCAUUCCUUGAACCUUAUUUGGUGCCUUCUCCAGUUCUGCAGAACGAAAAAGAACAAAAGUCAGUUCAGACAUGGGCUUUGAUUUGUGACGAGUUGCUGUCACGAUCCAUUACUGAUGGCACGUGCUUCCAGCUGCGUCAGAAUGAUGUUUCUCUUCUCUGUAAUGUGAAAACAUUACCACAUUUCAAUAUAACUGAAGAAGUUGUGGACCCAAAAUCGAAUAAAUUUGUGCUUCGUCUAAAUUCAGAAACAUCAGUGUAAUAUAAGGAUUGACAGUAUUACUUUUUUUACUUUUGUAUGUAUUACUUCAUAUUAAAAUAAAUGUUGCCUUUACUCUUUGCUAUUCAGACUUUUUAUAUAAAAUUUUUUUGUAAUGUAAUAUAUAAACAUACUGUGCUUCAUGUAUAGUGCAUCGCUUAACAACAGCCAGCUUAUACCAUAAACCUGAAAACUUUUGGACUGCUGUUGUCAUUUUAAAGGGUUCCUCAUGACUGAAAUAAUUGACACAUUAUUUGUGGAUAAAUGACAGCAUGUAACCUAUAUGUUUAGUAAUUACGGUGUUUAUGAUUUGUACAUUUUGAGAAAAACAAGGAUGAAAGAUUUUUCUUUGUUGACAAACGUGAUUCUAAAGUAAACUUUAUCCAAUUCAUAUAGCACAUAUUGGGUUUUGAUACUGAAAACCAGUAAGACAUUGUACUGCUCAGAAUAAGUUUUGUGAGCCUGUUCAGUCUGCGUUAUGUGAGUAAUGUAAAGCAUAUUUUAAGCAAAACUGAUUUAAAAGUUUCUUGCAUUUUAUUCUUAAAUUGCAGUGCACAUUCACAUAGAAUGUGUAUUUGUACUGAUUAGCAUUAGUUAGUAGUUUUGAUUUAUUAAACUGAUGGUCUGUUUUGCGCAGGUGUUAUUGGAGUACUAUGCAGAACAGUGUUUUGCAGAACUAUAGGCACAAAGUUAGUUUUAGUGCAGUUCCAACAAACUUCAAGUGAAAGUGUGCCGCCUAGGGCUUUCACCUAUUUUCUGUUUUUGUUAUUACUUGAAAUAGGUGUUUAAUGUGCAAUUUCUGGCAAAUGUUGGAAAUGCAGAAUAAUAAAAGCACAAAACAAAAUUAACAAAUAAUAUUUGUUUACAUGCUUCCUAUAUGAACUGUACACUCUUAUCGCCUCACUUCAGAAUGCUGUAACUAGUACUCAGUUUUGAAUUUUGAAUUAAUUUAGGUGUGCAGCACUCAAAGACUGCAGCAAACUGAACAGCUUUAACAAAAUUUAAAUAUUUUUUUGUAAUUAUAUGUUGUGGAAAUAUAUAUAAUGUAUAAAGUUUAGCUAGUGAUAACAUUGUUCUCGGAGUGAUGUGCUUGUGAGUGUGACUUUUGUAGAACAUUUGAGAAGUGUAGUGAUUUUGGAGAACUGAGUGAUAGAUAUAAAAAUUUCAUUUAUUUUAAGUGUAGUGAACAGUCGAUUGAUACAGAAACAUCAAUUUUUGUGAUACAUUUCAUUCCUCAAAAUAUUUAUGACAAAGUUUUGUAUUAUAAAAGGAUACACUGGAGUGCCUCUGAUUCCUCAGGAGUUUUAGCAACAUUGAAUCACUCAUAUGGAAGAAAAGAAUUAAAAUAUAUUAUCUGUAUAUUCAUUAAAGCACCACUAUGCAGAGUGAGAA
Schistocerca piceifrons (Central American locust) is the source of this 3454-nucleotide messenger RNA. It is a transcript of the gene Vang, whose product is annotated as vang-like protein 2-B. Lineage: Eukaryota; Metazoa; Arthropoda; Insecta; Orthoptera; Acrididae. Gene Ontology annotation, cellular component: plasma membrane. Gene Ontology annotation, biological process: establishment of planar polarity; multicellular organism development; Wnt signaling pathway, planar cell polarity pathway. The record is from RefSeq and is a predicted model, not a curated record.